ACGGACCAAUCAGAGCGCGUCAGUGUAGAGGAGACGGGUUUAUGGUGCGUAGCCGCGCUGAACAACUCCAACCAUUCAUCAGGCAAAUGGCGGAGAUCGCGGACAGGAUGGAGGUGAGCGAGCUGCAGCUACACAAAGAGCGGCCCGGCGUGCUGGUGUCACAGGGAGAGAGCUCAGAGAAGCCUGCUGCUGAGGACAUGACGUCCAAGGACUACUACUUUGACUCUUAUGCUCACUUCGGGAUCCAUGAGGAGAUGCUGAAGGAUGAAGUCCGCACCCUUACCUACAGAAACUCCAUGUUCCACAACAAGCACCUGUUCAAGGACAAGGUGGUGCUGGACGUGGGCAGUGGCACCGGCAUCCUGUGCAUGUUUGCAGCCAAGGCAGGGGCCAAGAAAGUCAUAGGCAUUGAGUGCAGCAGUAUAUCUGACUAUGCAGUGAAAAUCGUCAAGGCCAACAAGCUGGAUCACAUUGUGAGCAUUAUAAAGGGUAAGGUGGAGGAGGUGGAGCUUCCUGUGGAUCAUGUAGACAUCAUCAUCUCUGAGUGGAUGGGUUACUGCCUGUUCUACGAGUCCAUGCUCAACACGGUCAUCUACGCCCGGGACAAGUGGCUGAAACCUGAUGGACUGAUUUUCCCAGACAGAGCCACACUGUACAUCACUGCUAUCGAGGAUCGGCAGUACAAGGACUAUAAAAUCCACUGGUGGGAGAACGUGUACGGCUUCGACAUGUCCUGCAUUAAGGAGGUGGCCAUCAAGGAGCCGCUGGUGGACGUCGUAGAUCCUAAACAGCUCGUCAGCAGUUCCUGCCUUGUCAAGGAGGUGGACAUCUACACAGUGAAGAUUGAGGACCUGUCCUUCACAUCACCCUUCUGCCUGCAGGUGAAGAGGAAUGACUACAUUCACGCUCUGGUCACUUACUUCAACAUCGAGUUCACACGCUGCCACAAGAGAACCGGCUUCUCCACCAGUCCAGAGUCUCCCUACACCCACUGGAAGCAGACUGUCUUUUAUCUGGAUGAUUAUCUGACUGUGAAGACAGGAGAGGAGAUCUUUGGCACCAUCAGCAUGAAACCCAACAUCAAGAACAAUAGAGACCUGGACUUCACUGUAGACAUUGACUUCAAGGGUCAGCUCUGUGAGAUGUCCAAGACCUUGGAGUACAGGAUGCGCUAAAUGUCCUGUGUGUGUGUGUGUGUGUGUGUGUGUGUGUUAUUUGGGGGCACCUGAGGGAGAUGUGUGUACUUUUAGCGAGAGCUCUUGUGCUGAAGGAAGACCGUGAAGGACUUUUCUACACUGACACACGAACGCUUUAAGUUUCUAUUCGAUGACGACGCAGUGGUGUUUUUAUUGUGCAAUAUUCACACAGGAUGCGUUUAUUCUUUACCUUCUACUAGAGUUUUUUUACCUGGUAACUAGGUGUCUUGAUUUCUCUCUCUCUCUCUCUCACACACACACACACACACACACACACACACACACACACACACUGGUUCCCUGUCACCUGUACAUAGUGUUCAUGUUCUUCAGCCUGUUGUGCAGUCAUGGAUCCUGUUGUCCUGGCAGUGUGCCCGUCCUGUUUGAUUUUUAGUAUUUAGUUGGGUAAGAAGAGCCUCCUGUGACGGUUUGUUUUCUUCUCUUCAUCACCGCACGUCUGUGUGUUUGGGAGCAAAUACAAGCUGAUCAUUGGUGUAUUUUUGAGAGUCCUUGUACUAAUCCACCAUCUUCUGUGUUUAAAAAAAAUAGUCAUGUUAUAAAUUCAGGCUUCAGUUUGGCGCCUGAGCCCAGCUCUGUGAUUGGCUGAGAGAGAGUGAAGACAUGUCUGCAGUCCCGUUGUCACUCUGCAGUGUGUCAGUGUGGGCACUAGAGGGUGCUGUAAUACCGGUUCACUCUGGUUUUAUUUUUCCCUUAAAGUCUCAAAGCUGGUUUUUAAAACUCACUUUUUUGUGUAAGGAAGAGAAACCCCACAGGUGCAGAUUUCAGACUGAUCGUGUUUUAGUCCUUUGGUUGUUCUAAACUGAACUCCAGCACCUCCACUGGCUGCUAAUCCUCACGCCCCACGCUGCGGUAUGAUGGGCACUGAGCCGUGUUUAACUCCUCCUCAUGUGGGUCUGAGAAACGCCUGCUUUGUAAAAGUCUGUUUCUUCUCUCCUGAAAGUAAAGAAUUAAAGUUUUCUCAGUGUC
Messenger RNA from Tachysurus vachellii, 2183 nucleotides. It is a transcript of the gene prmt1, whose product is annotated as protein arginine methyltransferase 1. Lineage: Eukaryota; Metazoa; Chordata; Actinopteri; Siluriformes; Bagridae. Gene Ontology annotation, cellular component: nucleus. Bases 42 to 1175 code for a protein of 377 amino acids. The transcript is spliced from 10 exons. The record is from RefSeq and is a predicted model, not a curated record. Gene Ontology annotation, molecular function: protein-arginine N-methyltransferase activity.